Nothobranchius furzeri (turquoise killifish) is the source of this 4633-nucleotide messenger RNA. Lineage: Eukaryota; Metazoa; Chordata; Actinopteri; Cyprinodontiformes; Nothobranchiidae. The record is from RefSeq and is a predicted model, not a curated record.
AGCGUUCGUUUUGUUAGCUGCGUUCUCCCGCCGAGGGGGAGGGGCGGGAGAACGCAGCAGCCAGCUGGGGACCGAACCCCGUCCGCUGCCGUCUCUCUGUCUGGGACGUGCCUGCCCUUUCCGCAGGUUGGACUGGCACACAGGCCCCCUGUUGUUCGCAGGAAGAAGGCGCACACCCGCCCCCUUUUUUCUUCAGAUCUGUAAAUAAUAGAACGAAAAGAAAAGACUAAACGAGCAAUAUGGCUGACGCUGGCCCUGCAGAAGGUUUGUUUUUAGAGCAGGAAUGAAGUGGAAACUGUUUCUAUUUGAACCAGACCAAUCAGGUGAUCAAACCAGACGCUCACCGCACAGGAGUCAGACUGCAGGCGGUGUUUUCUGUUCCUGGCCUCCUCGUGGAUGCAUUUGGUGCAUCGCCUUUGCACAGAAACACGGACAAGUUGAUGAUUUUCAGUGAUCCGGUCUUUCUUUUCAUCUACCAGAAUCUGUAAGACCAAUCAGCUGACGGUGCAACCGUGCAGGUUUGGAUUUAGUCCGAGAGCCUGGAAGCUGAGAGGGCAGCUGCUGCACAUCUUCUCUAGACCGCGGCAUCCCUGAGAUCAGUGUCGGAGUUGAACAGCCUCUGAAGAGCUUCGUCACAUACCGUUUCUGUGGCGAUGUCAGCGUCGCUGUCCGUGUUGCUGUCAUCAUCCCCGGGUGAAACUGGCUUGACUCUGGACAGGUUUGUGUUGUAGCUUCGUGGCCGGGCAGCCUGGCUGCCCCUUUGCCUCCAGAUGAAUGAAGAGCCCUCCGGGACACCGAGAAGCAGCUGAUGCAGGGCAUGCAGGUGUUUCUGUAAAUAUGAUGAAGAAAAAGAAUCCACACAAAAAGCACAAGAGCAGUCUGGGCCCGACCACCAAAGUUCUGUCGCAGCCUCGACGUAACAUCGUUGGCUGCAGGAUCCAACACAUCUGGAAGGAAGGAGGAGGACACGUGGUGUGGAAAGGAACCGUUCUGGACCAGGUUCCCGUGAACCCGUCUCUCUAUCUGAUCAAGUACGAUGGAUUUGACUGCGUUUACGGUCUGGAGCUCCAUAAAGACGAGAGGGUUCAGGGUCUGGAGGUUCUGCCCGACAGACUCGCUAAAUCACGCCUGACAGACGUCAGCCUCGCUGACUCCAUGAUCGGUAAAGCUGUGGAGCACAUGUUUGAGACGGAGGAGGGUCCAAAGGAGGAGUGGAGAGGCAUGGUUCUGGCCCGAGCUCCAAUCAUGACCACCUGGUUCUACAUCACCUAUGAGAAGGACCCGGUUCUGUACAUGUACCAGCUGUUGGACGACUACAAAGAAGGAGACCUUCGCAUCAUGCCCGACUCCAAUGACAGCGUCCCGGCGGAGCGCGAGCCCGGGGAGGUGGUGGACAGCCUGGUGGGGAAACAGGUGGAGUACGCCAAAGAGGACGGCGGCAAACGAACAGGCAUGGUCAUCCACCAGGUGGAGGCCAAACCGUCCGUCUACUUCAUCAAGUUCGACGACGACUUCCUCAUUUAUGUGUAUGACCUGGUGAAAACUUCGUAAAGACACUACAGAUGUCCCGAUCCCGCCACCCCCCAUGUGAUGGAAAACAAAAUGCAGCUCAUGUUGACGCAUCUGAAGCAUUUAGCCCUGCUGUUGUCCCUCAGACCAUCAAAGACUGAAAGAGCGGCGACGGCGAGGACAGGCACGUCCACUCUUUUGUUUCUCUUCUGUCCUCCCAGGAUUUUUGACGGUCUUAUUCAAACUCUUAAACUAAAAUAUAUUAUUUUAGUUCCUUUUAAUCCAGAUUUUUUUUUUUGUUUUUGUUUAAAACGUUCCCGGAUGAAGCAAAACCCUCUAAAAGUUGUUUUAGAGCAUUAAACCAAGUAUUUCUGACAGACAUAAAAGAGGUUUUAAAAUCUGAUCUAACCAAACUAAGUAACCAGGAUAAAACCCUUUUAUGUUAACCAGCUUUUCUUUUUGGCCUUUUUUCCCAACCUGAGCCUGAGUACAGCAAAACGAAUCCCAGUGAAGAAAUGUAGCCCGGAUGUUGACGGACGCAGCCGGAUCUCAGAUUGGAUGGAGGAUUCUCAGUCUGGAACAAUCGGGAUGAUGAAGGAGUGCUGUUCGGACUCUUUACGACAGUGUUGAUGACCUCCUCCUCACCCGAAUGGGUAUUCUGCCUCCACGGACGCCCAUUUCUGCCAAACAGACUCAAUUAAAAAAUGGGUAGAAAAUGGUGGAAAUAAGAGAAAAAUCAGUAUUAUUGUAUAAUACAAGAACAACUUCAUGAUCUAUUAACAUACGUAUUGUUAGAAAAUAACUCGGUUUUUUUCAGUUUGAUAAAAGACAAAUUGGCUUUUCUUAAACUUGCUCAGUUUGAUUUUCCAAGUAUAAAACUGAUUGGCUUGAAUCCGAAACUGUAGCUUACAUGAUUACUUAAACUAGUAAAGCUGGGCCCUUGUGCAACAGAUUAAAACGGUAAAAUCACAGUUUAAUCCCAUAACAUCAUAGGGAAAUGAAUCGGAGGUUGGCGGUCCGGCCGCGUCUCAGAAAGAGGAAAAAUGUAAAAUUCGGGGCUUUUAUUGGAACGUUUUAAACGUGUUCCGGUUGUUGUGCAGACCAGAAGGAUUUUCCCAUCUCAUGACGUACUUCUCACACAGGCGGUGUCACAAGUUUCAGCUUUCACACAAAGCAACACAACUCUUCUGGUCUUAGGUAAAAACUGUGAAUUAAAACGUGGCUUUUUGUAUUUUUUGCUUUUCUCAUUGCCAAACGGUUGAUUCUCCUCCUGUUUGUGAAGUUGUUUGAUGUUAAAGAUGAUUGGACUGCUUUUUCAUGUGGUUUCACUAAAGCCUUUAAAGUUAAACGUGCCGUCAUUAAAAAUAAAAAAAAUCAACUGAGGCGCGAUGGAAAGAAUACACAUCCCUACUUGUGAGCCUGGAGCCUUUGAGACUUUGGUGAGCAGACUGAAAAUCUGUGAUUUCUUGGAUUUGAACAAAUAAAACACGCAUUGAAGAGCAGGAAAAAACGUCUUGCAUCCCACCGGGACUGGAAGGAAAAACAUAAUCUGGUCUUUUAGGACUUCUGGAAAAGACGAGGGAAAGUCAAGUUUUCACAUCGAGGGCAACAGAAAGAACGCCGGAGACCGGUUUUUGGUUCACAUUUACUUUUGAAUCAGAUCUGAAAUGAGCUAAUCCCCGUUUGUAAUCACACUCCGGUUUUCACAUCCAGAUAAGGUCUGUCUCAGUAAGACUCAAUGGUGUCUAUGAAGAGUUUAGCAGCCAGUGAAGGUCUGAACUUCUGUUUUUAUAUAUUUUCUGUGGAUUUAUUCCAGACUGAAGGUUUUCCAGCAACCCCUGUUCUGUACUGAUGGGAACGUGUUAAAAAGCUAAAUCGUUUAUUUAUUCCUGUUUGUUCUGUUUGCUAAAGAAAAUCCCUGUUUGAAUUUUAAUCAUUCAGAUAAAGUGUCUUUAUUUUCUUACAGUCAAUAGUUGUAAAAUACAAACUAUAACAUUAAACUCCUUAUAUUUACUAGUGAUUGCUGGAAGAUUACUGCAUUAAAAUGGAUCUAAUCAGGAAAACAAAAUCCGAAAGACUAAAAUAAACUUAUUCGUAAAAAUUCGUAAAACAUAUGAACACAUUUAAAUUUUCCCUUUUUUGACUAAAUUGUGUAAACUAGAGAAUUGUUACAGUUCAGUUAGCUUUGCAGGAUUUAUUUUAUUUCAUAAAAACAAAAUAAGCAUCUAAAUGAGUAAAUAAAGGCACCUUUUACGUGCUUUACAAUUAGCAUGAAAUGGCACGACAAUAAACAGAACACAAAUUAAACACACAGAAAAUUAUAAUUUAGAGCUAAAAAGCAAAGGACAGAAUUAUGGUUGACAUCACAGAUUAUAGACGAUGCAGCAUAAGAAACCAUUCAUCCAAAGGCUGACUACAUUAGCAACUUUAAAUAAAAAACUGUUUAGUUUCCACUAAAACAUGCAAUAAUCCUUUUUGGGAUUGUCUGCUGUUAAUUCUGUAAUACUGGUGAUGAAUAACUUAAAAAAUGUAUUCUGCUUGAACUAUAAAUUAAACGUUUUUAUGAAAGCAGAUAGCUAGCUAGCGAGCUAAAUGCUAACUCUGCUGGGCCAUUGCGUAACAGUCACAAACACCUGGAACGGAAUCUAGCUGAUCAGACGCACCUUACGUUUGUUUUAUUGAUUGAUCAAACUUAACCAACUAGUACUGUUGUGCUAGCUAGCUAUCGUUUAGGUUCACGAAGUUAUCACCACAGUUCUUCCAAAACAUCGGAUUGAUUUUAUCGGACAGAAAACGGUUGUGUGUAACACCUUCAGUGUGUGUACUUCCUGUGGUGUAGUUGGUUUCUGGGGUAAAUUCUGUUCUUUUAUAUGUUAAAAAAAAAAGAAAAGAAAAUAUUUCCAGAGAUUUUCUGGUCUCUGAUGUUGUGCAUCUGUUUUUUAAUGAAACAGCAGAAAAUCCAGAUUAACAGGAUGCUUCUUGGUUUAGCUAACGGUGGUGAGACCAGAUUAAUGUGGUUGAUGUGGGAACGAAGUGGGCCUUCAUCGUCCUUCUGCCUUGUAUUGCUUGUUUUUGUAUGUUAAAUAUGUAUGUUGAUCAUUUUUAUUGUUAAUGGACAAACUGA